AUGCCUCUCCCUCCCGAUCCUAUCGGUGAAGGCGCCACUCCCACAGCCAAGAGUGCUUUCGAUGCUAAGACCACCAAGUACGAGACGGACUUCAGUCUCUGGGAGCAGGCGGAUGCGGCAGUGAUUAGGGUUUUCAUCACCACUACCCCAGUUGAGUUAGUCAAGUCCUACCGCACCUUCCGCUCUGCGCAUGACAUUUGGAAGUACCUCCAGGAUCGUUUUCAUGACAAAACUGCCGUGGGAGUUGCAAUCCUUAUUCCUCGCAUGUUCCAAAUCCGCCUUGAGGAAUGCCCGGGCAUGGCAGACUACAUCUCUGAAAUCCGCAACAUCCAUGAGGAGCUCAAGGACAUUGGGAUCACCUUCCCCGAACAGGCACCUGCUGCUGGGCUUCUCGUCGGACUCACCCCGGCCUACAACGUCACCAGUUCCAUGCUCAAGCAGCUCCCCACCAAGGAACUCACCUUCGAGAAAGUCGCUUUGGCCCUUCUCUCUGCGGAAAAGGACCUUGCAGCCCAGGCAUCAGUCAAUGCUGUGCGCUACUCCCCUGGCAUUCCAUUUCGUUCCCAGCAGGGCCAGAGGCGCAACUCCUUUCCCCCAUGCCAGUACCUCAUUAGGAAGGGUCCACGUGCGGGGCAGAAGUGCAACGGCACCAACCACCCUGAGGCCACUUGCUUCAAGAAGCGAGAUGACGAGUGGUAUGACGUCCAUGGUGUCUCCAAGGACAAGCGUCCUCCCAACUGGGCACCACCCCGUCGCGUGAACCAGGUUGAGGCAGUGGAGGAACCUGCUCAGGCAUUUGCUAGCGCCCCAUCUGAUGUUCGCCUUAACCUGUUGUUCUCUGGUGCUGGUCUUAUUAAUGAGAAGGGGUCGCAGUACAUCGGUGUUUCAACCACACAGGGAAUCGAGUUCAUACUAGACAGUGGUGCCACCCACACAGUGCUUAAAGACCAAACCGCCUUCGUUCCCUACCAGGCUCCCACCUCACUCCUUGGAGCAGAUUCUAGCUUCUCCAUCCAAUGCCAUGGCUCCUCCACAGUUUCCUGUCCAGCAUUCCCAUCUGGCACAGUCACUGGCAUCUCUGCUCCAACCCUCCGCUACAACCUUCUUGCACAGCGGGAAAUCCAACACGCAGGCGUGAUCACCAUCUUUCCCAAUGAUGUUGACUACUGUGACAUGUUUGACGCCAAAACCGGACUCCAUCUUGCCCGCUUCACCCUCAACUCCAACAACCUGUACACACUAGUUGUACCUCCCGUUCAAACAUGCUCCCUCACCAACCUUCCGCUUCCAUCCUCAGACUCCCCCUCAUAUCACUGCCGCCUCCUCACUGACAAGACUAUGCUAUUUCAUAACCGCCUCGGCCACAUCAACUUCCGCGCACUUUCCGACCUUGCCACCAAGCAACUCCUUCAUGGACUGCCCGCCUCACUUCCACAACCCCCCUCUCUUUCUGGACCGCCUUGCCUUGACUGUGCACAGAGCAAGCUUCGGGAACAGCCCCAUCCUCCCACUGAGUCCAUCUCUACCGCACCUCUCGAUCGCGUACACAUGGACCUUUGGGGUCCAGCUCCUGUUCGUUCCCGUGGCGGACACUUCUACUUCCUUGUCAUCGUUGAUGACUAUUCCCGCUAUGUGUCUGUUCACCUUCUCACCGCCAAGUCUGAAGCCCCAGCCAUCAUCAUGGAAUGGGCCAGGCAGGCUCAUUCACACUUCAAAACCAAAAUCAAGUUUCUUCACUCAACACUACUCUCAAAGCUUUUUGCUCUACUGAGGGUAUCCAACAGACCUUCACUCUCCCAGACAGCCCUCAACAGAACGGUGUUGCUGAAAGCCGAAACCGCAUCCUGGUGCAGAUUGCUCGCUGCCUCCUCACUCAUGCUUCCGCCCCUCCCUCUCUCUGGGGAUACGCCAUGCUCCAUGCUGCCGCCCUCCACAAUCUCCAUCCUCAUCCUCACCACACCCACACCACCCCCGCAGAGCUGUGGACGGGUCAAAAGCCGUCCGUCCGCCCUCUUCGUUUUCUCCUUCUCCUCCUCCUCUUUCUCUAACUUGGGCUGA
This is a messenger RNA of Closterium sp. Naga37s-1, 2058 nucleotides long. The record is from the annotation of a GenBank genome assembly. Lineage: Eukaryota; Viridiplantae; Streptophyta; Zygnematophyceae; Desmidiales; Closteriaceae.